AUGGAGGGAGCCCAGAGCUGGUCCGCGUGCGGUGCGAUGGGGAAGAGGGGCGCGACGUUCUCAAACAGUACGGCGGAGAGUGUCACGCCGAAGAAUCCUUUCUGGACACGUAGGGCCGUACCAAGGAUCAGCCUGCAAGUGGGUGCGCGGCGAGUUCACCAACGAGGACGACAUGGACGCGUACACCGUGUCGAUAAUGACAACCAGCGGGAGAACAAUAGUCAAGCCAGUCGCGACUCCAUGCACUGCAUCCGCCCGCGUCUGAAGCGUCUACACUUGGCCAUUCUGUGA
This is a messenger RNA of Peniophora sp. CBMAI 1063, 291 nucleotides long. NCBI's taxonomy places the organism in Eukaryota, Fungi, Basidiomycota, Agaricomycetes, Russulales, Peniophoraceae. The record is from the annotation of a GenBank genome assembly.